CAGCUCCCGAGACGACCAGGUUUUGAUGAUGCUGCAGUUUGCAGUCAGACCUGUUAUCUGGUGGCUGGUGGUCGAGGUGAUGGUUGCGGGUACAUCACUGGUUACAACAACGCAUGACAAGGUUGAAGGAGUUAAUUCUGAAACAGGGAGCAUCAUUUCCGCUGAUACUCGCCUUUGUGUGGACUGUCAUACAUUUGAGUUUAUGGAACGUGCCGUGCAGGAUUUGUACAAAGCUGCGUAUUCCCUAGACUCUCAGACAAACACACUUUUCUUAAGGACUGAGGAUCGUGGUUUGUGCAGGUGUUCUGUAUAAAGCUGAGAGAUGUGUAUACCAGCAAUGCCAAUAUGGAACAAAGAUUUACAUAAAGCAUCAAACGUUAAAAUUUUUAGAUAGAGACUGUAUUAUACUCUCUCGAACCAGAUAAAAUCUG
This is a messenger RNA of Hyla sarda, 431 nucleotides long. Its product is annotated as neuropeptide-like protein C4orf48 homolog. The transcript is spliced from 4 exons. Lineage: Eukaryota; Metazoa; Chordata; Amphibia; Anura; Hylidae. The record is from RefSeq and is a predicted model, not a curated record. Bases 26 to 313 code for a protein of 95 amino acids.